Messenger RNA from Closterium sp. Yama58-4, 6966 nucleotides. NCBI's taxonomy places the organism in Eukaryota, Viridiplantae, Streptophyta, Zygnematophyceae, Desmidiales, Closteriaceae. The record is from the annotation of a GenBank genome assembly.
AUGGGAAGCUGGGCGGGAGAGGAGAGAAACCGCUUUGUGGAGCCGGAGGAGGUGUUUGGGAUCAUGGAUAAGGCACUCAAUGUGCGGGUGACGUGGAACAGAGGCCUGCUGACUUACCUCCUCGUGCAGGCAGUGGAGAAGACGUGGGCGGACAGUCUAAAGGACAUGGGCAUGCGGCCUCCCUUUGCCUUUGGCUGUAUCCUGCGCUUCCUGCUCAAGCCGCAGCCAGAGGUCAUGUCUCGAGUGCAAGCCAUCUACCACCACCUCCUCUCGCCUUCCCCCUCCUCCCCUCCCCACACGCACUCCCCCUUCCGCCCAUCGCACCCGCUCCCCUCCUUUGGCCCUUCGAACCGAGGGGUGGUGGUGGUGGGGGUGCACAUAAGAGCGGGGGACACGGUGGUGUGGGAGGGCGAGUGGGGGUUUGGAGAUCCCAAGGCUCUCAACGCCACUCAGAUGGAUGUGCUGCUGUCGUGGGCUGACCAGUACAUAUCAUGUGCCAAGGCGCUGGAGGAGUGGUGGGUGCCCUCGCCGCCCUACGAGGUGCGCUGGCUUGUUGUCACCAACUCUCUGCCGCUCAAGUCGGCUCUCUGGCUCAAAUACCCUCACAGGGUGGUGGUAUCAGACAUAGUCCCUCGCCACGUCAACACGUUGACAUCGCCCCAAGACCCCACACGCACUGACACACACCCUCCUUCAUCGCAAGAUAUUUCGCCUGCUCAUUUCACUCCGGAAGAGGGGGCUUCCACAUACAUUGACAUUGGUGGGUAUGAGACGUCUCAAACCACCCUUCUUUCACAUGGUGGGUAUGAGACGUCUCAAACCACCCUUCUUUCACAUGGUGGGUAUGAGACGUCUCAAACCACCCUUCUUUCACAUGGUGGGUAUGAGACGUCUCAAACCACCCUUCUUUCACAUGGUGGGUAUGAGACGUCUCAAACCACCCUUCUUUCACAUGGUGGGUAUGAGACGUCUCAAACCACCCUUCUUUCACAUGGUGGGUAUGAGACGUCUCAAACCACCCUUCUUUCACAUGGUGGGUAUGAGACGUCUCAAACCACCCUUCUUUCACAUGGUGGGUAUGAGACGUCUCAAACCACCCUUCUUUCACAUGGUGGGUAUGAGACGUCUCAAACCACCCUUCUUUCACAUGGUGGGUAUGAGACGUCUCAAACCAGCCUUCUUUCACAUGGUGGGUAUGAGACGUCUCAAACCACCCUUCUUUCACAUGGUGGGUAUGAGACGUCUCAAACCACCCUUCUUUCACAUGGUGGGUAUGAGACGUCUCAAACCACCCUUCUUUCACAUGGUGGGUAUGAGACGUCUCAAACCACCCUUCUUUCACAUGGUGGGUAUGAGACGUCUCAAACCAGCCUUCUUUCACAUGGUGGGUAUGAGACGUCUCAAACCACCCUUCUUUCACAUGGUGGGUAUGAGACGUCUCAAACCACCCUUCUUUCACAUGGUGGGUAUGAGACGUCUCAAACCACCCUUCUUUCACAUGGUGGGUAUGAGACGUCUCAAACCACCCUUCUUUCACAUGGUGGGUAUGAGACGUCUCAAACCACCCUUCUUUCACAUGGUGGGUAUGAGACGUCUCAAACCACCCUUCUUUCACAUGGUGGGUAUGAGACGUCUCAAACCACCCUUCUUUCACAUGGUGGGUAUGAGACGUCUCAAACCACCCUUCUUUCACAUGGUGGGUAUGAGACGUCUCAAACCACCCUUCUUUCACAUGGUGGGUAUGAGACGUCUCAAACCACCCUUCUUUCACAUGGUGGGUAUGAGACGUCUCAAACCACCCUUCUUUCACAUGGUGGGUAUGAGACGUCUCAAACCACCCUUCUUUCACAUGGUGGGUAUGAGACGUCUCAAACCACCCUUCUUUCACAUGGUGGGUAUGAGACGUCUCAAACCACCCUUCUUUCACAUGGUGGGUAUGAGACGUCUCAAACCACCCUUCUUUCACAUGGUGGGUAUGAGACGUCUCAAACCACCCUUCUUUCACAUGGUGGGUAUGAGACGUCUCAAACCACCCUUCUUUCACAUGGUGGGUAUGAGACGUCUCAAACCACCCUUCUUUCACAUGGUGGGUAUGAGACGUCUCAAACCAGCCUUCUUUCACAUGGUGGGUAUGAGACGUCUCAAACCACCCUUCUUUCACAUGGUGGGUAUGAGACGUCUCAAACCACCCUUCUUUCACAUGGUGGGUAUGAGACGUCUCAAACCACCCUUCUUUCACAUGGUGGGUAUGAGACGUCUCAAACCACCCUUCUUUCACAUGGUGGGUAUGAGACGUCUCAAACCAGCCUUCUUUCACAUGGUGGGUAUGAGACGUCUCAAACCACCCUUCUUUCACAUGGUGGGUAUGAGACGUCUCAAACCACCCUUCUUUCACAUGGUGGGUAUGAGACGUCUCAAACCACCCUUCUUUCACAUGGUGGGUAUGAGACGUCUCAAACCACCCUUCUUUCACAUGGUGGGUAUGAGACGUCUCAAACCACCCUUCUUUCACAUGGUGGGUAUGAGACGUCUCAAACCACCCUUCUUUCACAUGGUGGGUAUGAGACGUCUCAAACCACCCUUCUUUCACAUGGUGGGUAUGAGACGUCUCAAACCACCCUUCUUUCACAUGGUGGGUAUGAGACGUCUCAAACCACCCUUCUUUCACAUGGUGGGUAUGAGACGUCUCAAACCACCCUUCUUUCACAUGGUGGGUAUGAGACGUCUCAAACCACCCUUCUUUCACAUGGUGGGUAUGAGACGUCUCAAACCACCCUUCUUUCACAUGGUGGGUAUGAGACGUCUCAAACCACCCUUCUUUCACAUGGUGGGUAUGAGACGUCUCAAACCACCCUUCUUUCACAUGGUGGGUAUGAGACGUCUCAAACCACCCUUCUUUCACAUGGUGGGUAUGAGACGUCUCAAACCACCCUUCUUUCACAUGGUGGGUAUGAGACGUCUCAAACCACCCUUCUUUCACAUGGUGGGUAUGAGACGUCUCAAACCACCCUUCUUUCACAUGGUGGGUAUGAGACGUCUCAAACCACCCUUCUUUCACAUGGUGGGUAUGAGACGUCUCAAACCACCCUUCUUUCACAUGGUGGGUAUGAGACGUCUCAAACCACCCUUCUUUCACAUGGUGGGUAUGAGACGUCUCAAACCACCCUUCUUUCACAUGGUGGGUAUGAGACGUCUCAAACCACCCUUCUUUCACAUGGUGGGUAUGAGACGUCUCAAACCACCCUUCUUUCACAUGGUGGGUAUGAGACGUCUCAAACCACCCUUCUUUCACAUGGUGGGUAUGAGACGUCUCAAACCACCCUUCUUUCACAUGGUGGGUAUGAGACGUCUCAAACCACCCUUCUUUCACAUGGUGGGUAUGAGACGUCUCAAACCACCCUUCUUUCACAUGGUGGGUAUGAGACGUCUCAAACCACCAUUCUUUCAUAUGGUGGGUAUGAGACGUCUCAAACCACCCUUCUUUCACAUGGUGGGUAUGAGACGUCUCAAACCACCCUUCUUUCACAUGGUGGGUAUGAGACGUCUCAAACCACCCUUCUUUCACAUGGUGGGUAUGAGACGUCUCAAACCACCCUUCUUUCACAUGGUGGGUAUGAGACGUCUCAAACCACCCUUCUUUCACAUGGUGGGUAUGAGACGUCUCAAACCACCCUUCUUUCACAUGGUGGGUAUGAGACGUCUCAAACCACCCUUCUUUCACAUGGUGGGUAUGAGACGUCUCAAAACCACCCUUUUUUCACAUGGUGGACGUCUCAAACCGCCCUUCUUUCACAUGGUGGGUAUGAGACGUCUCAAACCACCCUUCUUUCACAUGGUGGGUAUGAGACGUCUCAAACCACCCUUCUUUCACAUGGUGGGUAUGAGACGUCUCAAACCACCCUUCUUUCACAUGGUGGGUAUGAGACGUCUCAAACCACCCUUCUUUCACAUGGUGGGUAUGAGACGUCUCAAACCACCCUUCUUUCACAUGGUGGGUAUGAGACGUCUCAAACCACCCUUCUUUCACAUGGUGGGUAUGAGACGUCUCAAACCACCCUUCUUUCACAUGGUGGGUAUGAGACGUCUCAAACCACCCUUCUUUCACAUGGUGGGUAUGAGACGUCUCAAACCACCCUUCUUUCACAUGGUGGGUAUGAGACGUCUCAAACCACCCUUCUUUCACAUGGUGGGUAUGAGACGUCUCAAACCACCCUUCUUUCACAUGGUGGGUAUGAGACGUCUCAAACCACCCUUCUUUCACAUGGUGGGUAUGAGACGUCUCAAACCACCCUUCUUUCACAUGGUGGGUAUGAGACGUCUCAAACCACCCUUCUUUCACAUGGUGGGUAUGAGACGUCUCAAACCACCAUUCUUUCAUAUGGUGGGUAUGAGACGUCUCAAACCACCCUUCUUUCACAUGGUGGGUAUGAGACGUCUCAAACCACCCUUCUUUCACAUGGUGGGUAUGAGACGUCUCAAACCACCCUUCUUUCACAUGGUGGGUAUGAGACGUCUCAAACCACCCUUCUUUCACAUGGUGGGUAUGAGACGUCUCAAACCACCCUUCUUUCACAUGGUGGGUAUGAGACGUCUCAAACCACCCUUCUUUCACAUGGUGGGUAUGAGACGUCUCAAACCACCCUUCUUUCACAUGGUGGGUAUGAGACGUCUCAAAACCACCCUUUUUUCACAUGGUGGACGUCUCAAACCGCCCUUCUUUCACAUGGUGGGUAUGAGACGUCUCAAACCACCCUUCUUUCACAUGGUGGGUAUGAGACGUCUCAAACCACCCUUCUUUCACAUGGUGGGUAUGAGACGUCUCAAACCACCCUUCUUUCACAUGGUGGGUAUGAGACGUCUCAAACCACCCUUCUUUCACAUGGUGGGUAUGAGACGUCUCAAACCACCCUUCUUUCACAUGGUGGGUAUGAGACGUCUCAAACCACCCUUCUUUCACAUGGUGGGUAUGAGACGUCUCAAACCACCCUUCUUUCACAUGGUGGGUAUGAGACGUCUCAAACCACCCUUCUUUCACAUGGUGGGUAUGAGACGUCUCAAACCACCCUUCUUUCACAUGGUGGGUAUGAGACGUCUCAAACCACCCUUCUUUCACAUGGUGGGUAUGAGACGUCUCAAACCACCCUUCUUUCACAUGGUGGGUAUGAGACGUCUCAAACCACCCUUCUUUCACAUGGUGGGUAUGAGACGUCUCAAACCACCCUUCUUUCACAUGGUGGGUAUGAGACGUCUCAAACCACCCUUCUUUCACAUGGUGGGUAUGAGACGUCUCAAACCACCCUUCUUUCACAUGGUGGGUAUGAGACGUCUCAAACCAGCCUUCUUUCACAUGGUGGGUAUGAGACGUCUCAAACCACCCUUCUUUCACAUGGUGGGUAUGAGACGUCUCAAACCACCCUUCUUUCACAUGGUGGGUAUGAGACGUCUCAAACCACCCUUCUUUCACAUGGUGGGUAUGAGACGUCUCAAACCACCCUUCUUUCACAUGGUGGGUAUGAGACGUCUCAAACCAGCCUUCUUUCACAUGGUGGGUAUGAGACGUCUCAAACCACCCUUCUUUCACAUGGUGGGUAUGAGACGUCUCAAACCACCCUUCUUUCACAUGGUGGGUAUGAGACGUCUCAAACCACCCUUCUUUCACAUGGUGGGUAUGAGACGUCUCAAACCACCCUUCUUUCACAUGGUGGGUAUGAGACGUCUCAAACCACCCUUCUUUCACAUGGUGGGUAUGAGACGUCUCAAACCACCCUUCUUUCACAUGGUGGGUAUGAGACGUCUCAAACCACCCUUCUUUCACAUGGUGGGUAUGAGACGUCUCAAACCACCCUUCUUUCACAUGGUGGGUAUGAGACGUCUCAAACCACCCUUCUUUCACAUGGUGGGUAUGAGACGUCUCAAACCACCCUUCUUUCACAUGGUGGGUAUGAGACGUCUCAAACCACCCUUCUUUCACAUGGUGGGUAUGAGACGUCUCAAACCACCCUUCUUUCACAUGGUGGGUAUGAGACGUCUCAAACCACCCUUCUUUCACAUGGUGGGUAUGAGACGUCUCAAACCACCCUUCUUUCACAUGGUGGGUAUGAGACGUCUCAAACCACCCUUCUUUCACAUGGUGGGUAUGAGACGUCUCAAACCACCCUUCUUUCACAUGGUGGGUAUGAGACGUCUCAAACCACCCUUCUUUCACAUGGUGGGUAUGAGACGUCUCAAACCACCCUUCUUUCACAUGGUGGGUAUGAGACGUCUCAAACCACCCUUCUUUCACAUGGUGGGUAUGAGACGUCUCAAACCACCCUUCUUUCACAUGGUGGGUAUGAGACGUCUCAAACCACCCUUCUUUCACAUGGUGGGUAUGAGACGUCUCAAACCACCCUUCUUUCACAUGGUGGGUAUGAGACGUCUCAAACCACCCUUCUUUCACAUGGUGGGUAUGAGACGUCUCAAACCACCCUUCUUUCACAUGGUGGGUAUGAGACGUCUCAAACCACCCUUCUUUCACAUGGUGGGUAUGAGACGUCUCAAACCACCCUUCUUUCACAUGGUGGGUAUGAGACGUCUCAAACCACCCUUCUUUCACAUGGUGGGUAUGAGACGUCUCAAACCACCCUUCUUUCACAUGGUGGGUAUGAGACGUCUCAAACCACCCUUCUUUCACAUGGUGGGUAUGAGACGUCUCAAACCACCCUUCUUUCACAUGGUGGGUAUGAGACGUCUCAAACCACCCUUCUUUCACAUGGUGGGUAUGAGACGUCUCAAACCACCCUUCUUUCACAUGGUGGGUAUGAGACGUCUCAAACCACCCUUCUUUCACAUGGUGGGUAUGAGACGUCUCAAACCACCCUUCUUUCACAUGGUGGGUAUGAGACGUCUCAAACCACCCUUCUUUCACAUGGUGUCCCACGGGUCACUGGUCAUGAAGAAGAGCUGCAGCGUGAAGGAUCGCUUUAG